This is a messenger RNA of Exaiptasia diaphana, 919 nucleotides long. RefSeq names its product AP-4 complex subunit sigma-1. Gene Ontology annotation, biological process: vesicle-mediated transport; intracellular protein transport. Gene Ontology annotation, cellular component: intracellular membrane-bounded organelle; membrane coat. The coding region runs from base 158 to 670 and encodes 170 amino acids. Lineage: Eukaryota; Metazoa; Cnidaria; Anthozoa; Actiniaria; Aiptasiidae. The record is from RefSeq and is a predicted model, not a curated record. The transcript is spliced from 5 exons.
UACACRGCUUGUCUGUAGCACUAGUUGAAUCUUUUUCACCUUCAGGUUGGUCAGAAACCUCCUUUGAACUUUCACCUUUCUCUGACUUCUCUUCGUCCGCCAUAUUGUUUACUUUCUAGUACCCAGAGCUCCUCGAUUCUAUCUCGUGCAUGCGCAUAUGCGAAAUCAUGCUGGUCAGGAACGCCUGGCGAAUAUUGACUUCUGUGUUUCCAGGUUUUUCACAUGCAAUGAAGAAGAAAUGUUAAAAUUCUUCUUUCUUGUAAACAAACAAGGUCAGACAAGGCUUUCACAGUAUUAUGAAUAUACAGAGCUAGAGGAAAGAGUAGCUUUGGAGGCAGAAAUCAUUCGGAAAUGCUUGGCAAGAAGCGAAAACCAAUGUUCAUUCAUGGAAUACAAAAACUUUAAGGUUGUCUACAGACGAUAUGCUGCGUUAUAUUUUAUUGUAGGAAUUGAUUCGAACGAGAAUGAGCUUGGUGUCCUGGAGUUUGUUCAUAAUUUUGUCGAAAUUCUUGACAAAUACUUUGAUAGUGUAUGUGAACUUGAUAUUAUGUUUAACUUGGACAAAGUUCACAUGAUUUUAGAAGAGAUGAURAUGAAUGGACAUAUUGUAGAAGGAAACAAAACCCGUGUCCUGGCUCCACUUCUUGAACUAGAAAAAGUACCAAAAUAAUGACAAGUAUGUGUCUUGCGAAAACAAGCAUUUACGAGAGCCUCCAAUGGAGAGGGGAAAGGAUCCAGGCGCAUAAAAAAGGAAGAGAAUGGACUGGGUUAAAAUCUGGGUCACAGCAUCACAGUUUCAUGUUUGAGAUGUCUCCUUGUUUUUGUCAAAGAUCAUUUUCAUUAUAUUACGUUACAAAUACACGUAAAUUAUUGUCAUUGAUGCAAAAGGAUAUUAAAGCAAAUACAUUUUAGUAUCUCU